Molecule: messenger RNA, 1386 nt
Organism: Didymodactylos carnosus
Lineage: Eukaryota; Metazoa; Rotifera; Eurotatoria; Philodinida; Philodinidae
Source: the annotation of a GenBank genome assembly
AUGUCUGCAGAUAUUAAUGUACAAUCCAUAAAACAAUGUCAAAUUGAAUUAUGUAAAAGUAUGGCCGUAUCACAAUGUUUUCAUUGUUCAAAAAAUAUUUGUUUAGAACAUUUAACUGAACAUGUUAAUUUAAUUAAUGUUCCACAAAUUUCAUUAAUAGACCAAUUAAAUUAUUUAAAAGAUCAAUCAGAACAUAUGACUAUUGAACAAUUAAGUAAACAAGCAUUAAAUAAAUUAGAACAAUGGAAAAAUGAAUCAUAUGAAAUUAUUAAUCAAUUGUUUGAUAUAAAAUAUCAAGAAUUAGAAAUGGGGAUACAAAAACAAGAAGACUAUUUAAAUGAAAAUAGAAUAAAACAACAACAAUUAGUUAAAGAUGUUCAAAAUAAAUUAAAUGAAUCAAAUUUAACAAAUGAACAAAUUAACAAUAUUAAACAAAAUAUUGAACAAAUUAAAAAUAAUUUAAAUGAAUUUAAUAAUAAUUUUAUUAAAAUUGAAACAAAAUCAUUAAAUAUUGAUCAUAAUUAUAUUAAAAUUCAAAUAAAAAGUAGAGAAUUAAAUUUAAAACAAUUAGAAACUAUACAACCAAUAAAAACAUGUCAUUUAAAAUGGCAUGCAUUUGCCAUGGCUAGUAAUCAAUAUUUUAUACUUUUACAAUAUAAUGAACAAAUAUUAAAUGUUUAUGAUCAUGAAUUAAAUUUAUACAAACAAAUACCAUGGAAUCAUGAUAUUAUUUGGGAUAUGUGUUGGUCAACAAUAAUAAAUGAAUUUAUUCUAUUAACAUUAACAAAUAUUUAUACUAUUGAUGUAAAAACAACAAAUAUAAAAUUAAUUGAUCAAAUUAAACCACAUAAAACUGAUGCCCCAUUUGGACAUUGUACAUGUUCACAUUUAAAUGAUAAUGAUACACAUUUAUUUAUUAGCUAUAAAGGAUAUGAUCCAGUAAUAGAAGAAUAUAAUUUAAAAUUAACAUUUCAAUUACAAAAACAAUGGAAAUCACCUCAAACAUGUUCACAUGAUGAACGUAUUAAUUGUCUUCGUUAUAAUAAUUAUAAUGAUCAAAUAGGUUUAAUUAUUUAUAAUAAAACAACUGAUCAAUGGCAUUUAGAUGUACAUGAAUUAUUAACAUUUAAUGUUAUAUGGUCUUUAGAAUUAGGUGAAAUUUGUUUACAACAUGGUUAUUAUUUAAAUCCAUUAUCUAAUAAUGAAUGGUUAAUUAUUAAUACUGAUAGUCAUUUAUUAUAUAAUGUACGAUCAAAUGAUCAUUUAUAUACAACUAUCAAGUAUGAUAAACGAUUAUUAAAUGCAAUUAUGUUUAACGAAAAUUAUCUUGUUAUUAGUACAAUGGAAUAUACAAUUAAUUUACAUGAAUUGUAUGUUAAAAAAUGA